Messenger RNA from Trichoplusia ni (cabbage looper), 1089 nucleotides. RefSeq names its product caldesmon-like. The coding region runs from base 346 to 888 and encodes 180 amino acids. NCBI's taxonomy places the organism in Eukaryota, Metazoa, Arthropoda, Insecta, Lepidoptera, Noctuidae. The record is from RefSeq and is a predicted model, not a curated record. The transcript is spliced from 3 exons.
AUGGUGAAGAUGCUAUUUAUGGAAAGAUCGAAAUUAUUGUAAUAAAGAUUUAAAGUUCUUAAGCAGAUAUGGCAAGGACGACGCGAAUAGUCCUUGAUAUGGCACUAGUUUCUCUGGAAAAAGUACGACCGGUUAUUGCAAAAGCUUGGGGUUCCACUAAAUACCUUAUAAAGGAUACGCGGGCAGAACCGAUCCUAUGUAACCGAUUCGUUAGCAGAGUAGAACUGGCGUUAGAUAACUUAACAGGAUCACUGUGGCUGAAAUUAAGAUCACUCCGUGACAAACAGCUGCCAGCAGAGGCUGAGUACCUUAGAAGAGAACUAGAUAAAGUCAAAAAGAAAAUGGAUGACGAAAAACCUAUUAAGAGUCCAGAAUAACAAUAGCAGAAAUACACUAGUAUUUAUUGGCUCAAGUGCUGCUAAAAAUGUUAAGUCUUUUGGAGCGAUUGCGUGGAGGUAUUUAAAAGUGGAAGCCAUACCACCCUUUACUGGAGGUUUCUUUGGAGGACCGAGCGGAAAAAAAAUGGAGAACUUCAUUGGUAAAAAAAUUGACGGGUUCAUUGGAAUAAUAGCCGGCCGGAUAAAAGAAAUGGAUGCUGAAGAGGAAAGAGCAAGAAUCGAAAAGGCUGCAAUGAUCAAAGCACUCGAAGAAAAACGUAAAGCUGAUGAAAAACGAAAAAUAGAGGAGGCCUUGAAAGCAGCCAAAGCAAAAGCUGCUGAAGAUGCUAAAAAGGCGAAAGCCGCGGCUGCACAGAAGAUAGCCGAAGAAAAAGCUAAGGCAGAGGCAGACGCUAAAGCUACUAAACCAAAGGAAAAGCCGAAACCACAAAAGAAACGCAAAGAUAGCAAGAAAAGGACAUCGCGGUCGAGAAAGAAGCCCGUAAAAUAAAAGGAAAAUGGAAUGACUUGCCACUUAACUGAAAUCUUGUUCGAAAUGAUCAGUAAAGCGCAUAUUAAUUAUUUCAAACAAGGUUUCAUUUAUUGUUAUAAGACUGGCACUUUAACGGUAACUUGUAGCUUAUAAAAUAUUAGUUUUAGAUGUUUGUUUUAAUUAAUGUUUUUUACCUCAAUAAACGUGAUUCUGAAUUUA